Messenger RNA from Dipodomys spectabilis (banner-tailed kangaroo rat), 6729 nucleotides. It is a transcript of the gene Dysf, whose product is annotated as dysferlin. The transcript has 56 exons. The coding region runs from base 128 to 6490 and encodes 2120 amino acids. The record is from RefSeq and is a predicted model, not a curated record. Gene Ontology annotation, cellular component: cytoplasmic vesicle; T-tubule; membrane. Gene Ontology annotation, molecular function: calcium-dependent phospholipid binding; calcium ion binding. NCBI's taxonomy places the organism in Eukaryota, Metazoa, Chordata, Mammalia, Rodentia, Heteromyidae. Gene Ontology annotation, biological process: T-tubule organization; monocyte activation involved in immune response; macrophage activation involved in immune response.
CAGGCGACGGCUCCCCUUUGGCUGGGCUGCCUGGGAGCUGCGCGCUUGCCGGGUGGGUGUCUGGGUCCGGUGCUCCUGCUCCCUCGUUGCUUGCCGGUGCGUUCCGUGCUCCAGGGGCUGCCCAGCCAUGCUGUGCUGCCUGCUGGUGAGGGCCAGCAACCUCCCCAGUGUGAAGAAGGACCGCAGCGACCCUGUCGCCAGCCUGACGUUCCGAGGGGUAAAGAAGAGAACCAAAGUCAUCAAGAACAGUGUGAACCCCGUGUGGAAUGAAGGCUUUGAGUGGGAUCUCAAGGGUAUUCCCCUGGACCAGAGCUCCGAGCUUCAUGUGGUGGUCAAGGAUCAUGAGACAAUGGGAAGGAACAGGUUUCUGGGGGAAGCCAAAGUCCCACUCCGCGAAGUCCUUUCAACCCCCAGUCUAUCCGCUAGCUUCAAUGCUCCCCUGCUGGACACCAAGCAGCAUCCCACUGGGGCUUCGCUGGUCUUGCAGGUGUCCUACACACCACUCCCUGGAGCUGUGCCCCUGUUUCCACCCUCUGUUCCUCUGGAGCCCUCUCCGACAUUGCCUGACAUGGACCUGGUGGCUGGUGGGGGACAGAGCCGGGCCGAGACUUGGUCCUUGCUCAGUGACAGCACCGUGGACACGAGAUACUCUGGAAAGAAGUGGUCGGCUCCCACGGACACAGGAGGAGAGGAAGACACUGAAGACCAGGGGCUCACAGGAGAUGAAGCAGAGCCGUUCCUGGAUCAGAGUGGAGCUCCAGGCCCUGGCGCUCCUACCACCCCCAGGAAGCCGCCGUCCCAUCCUCCCCCCUACCAUCCUGGAAGCAAAAGAAAGAAAAGUGUGCCCACGUCCAAAAAGCUGCUGUCAGACAAGCCACAGGACUUCCAGAUCAGAGUCCAGGUGAUCGAGGGGCGCCAGCUGCCAGGGGUGAACAUCAAACCUGUAGUCAAGGUCACGGCUGCUGGACAGACCAAAAGGACUCGGAUUCACAAGGGCAACAGCCCUCUCUUCAACGAGACUCUUUUCUUCAACAUGUUUGACUCGCCUGUGGAGCUGUUUGAUGAGCCCAUCUUCAUCACGGUGGUGGACUCCCGUUCCCUCAGGACAGAUGCUCUCAUCGGGGAGUUCCGGAUGGACGUGGGCACCAUUUACAGAGAGCCCCGGCAUGCCUAUAUCAGGAAAUGGCUGCUGCUCUCGGACCCUGAUGAUUACUCUGCUGGGGCCAGAGGCUACUUGAAAGCCAGUCUGUGUGUGCUGGGGCCUGGAGACGAAGCUCCCCUGGACAAAAGAGACCCCUCUGAAGACAAGGAGGACAUCGAAGGCAACCUACUCAGACCAACAGGUGUGGCCCUUCGAGGAGCCCACUUCUGCCUGAAGCUCUUCAGGGCUGAGGACUUACCACAGAUGGAUGAUGCUGUGAUGGACAACGUGAAACAAAUCUUUGGCUUUGACAGUAACAAGAAGAACUUGGUGGACCCCUUUGUGGAGGUCAGCUUCGCCGGGAGAAUGCUCUGCAGCAAAAUCCUGGAGAAGACAGCCAACCCCCAGUGGAACCAGAACAUCACACUGCCAGCUAUGUUUCCCUCCAUGUGUGAAAAAAUGAGAGUUCGCGUCAUGGACUGGGACCGCCUCACUCACAAUGACGUUGUGUCUACCACCUACCUUGGUAUGUCAAAAAUCUCUGCUCCUGGAGGAGAAAUAGAAGUGGACGACAAUCUGGGCUUCCUUCCCACCUUUGGCCCCUGCUAUGUGAACCUGUAUGGCAGUCCGCGGGAAUUCACGGGCUUCCCAGACCCCUACGCAGAGCUCAACAUGGGCAAGGGAGAAGGCGUGGCCUACCGAGGCCGGCUUCUGCUGUCCCUGGAGACCAAGCUGGUGGAGCACAGUGAGCAGAAGGUGGAGGACCUUCCUGCAGAUGACAUCCUCCGGGUAGAGAAGUACCUCCGGAGGCGCAAAUACUCCCUCUUCGCCGCCUUCUACUCGGCCUCUAUGCUGCAGGACGUGGAUGAUGCUAUUCAGUUUGAGGUCAGCAUUGGGAACUAUGGCAAUAAGUUCGAUACAACCUGUCUGCCGCUGGCCUCCACCACCCAGUACAGCCGGGCAGUCUUUGAUGGAUGCCACUAUUACUACUUACCCUGGGGCAAUGUGAAGCCAGUCGUGGUGCUGUCCUCCUACUGGGAGGACAUCAGCCAUAGGAUUGAGACUCAAAACCAGCUGCUCAGGAUUGCUGACCGGUUGGAAGCUGGCUUGGAGCAGGUCCACCUGGCCUUGAAGGCACAGGGUUCCACGGAGGACACAGACUCUCUAGUGGCUCAGCUGAUGGAUGAGCUCAUUGCAGACUGCAGCCAGCCCUUGGGUGAUGUCCAUGCGAUACCUUCUGCUACUCACCUGGACCAGUACCUGUUCCGGCUACGUACCCGUCACCUGAGCCAGAUCACGGAGGCUGCCCUGGCCUUGAAGCUCAGCCACAGUGAGCUCCCUGUGAUCCUAGAACAGGCUGAGGACUGGCUCCUGAGGCUCCGUGCUCUGGCAGAAGAGCCCCAGAACAGCCUGCCGGACAUCAUCAUAUGGAUGCUGCAGGGAGACAAGCGUGUGGCCUACCAACGGAUACCUGCUCAUGAAAUCAUCUUCUCCCGGCGUGGUGCCAACUAUUGUGGCAGGAAUUGUGGGAAGCUGCAGACAAUCUUUCUAAAAUAUCCAAUGGAGGCAGUGCCUGGAGCCAGAAUGCCAGUGCAGAUACGAGUCAAGCUCUGGUUUGGGCUCUCUGUGGAUGAGAAAGAGUUCAACCAGUUUGCUGAGGGGAAGCUCUCUGUCUUUGCUGAAACGUAUGAGAACCAGACCAAGCUGGCCUUGGUUGGAAACUGGGGCACAACGGGCCUCACAUACCCCAAGUUUUCUGAUGUCACGGGCAAGAUCAAGCUACCCAAGGACAGCUUCCGUCCCUCGGCUGGAUGGGCCUGGGCAGGAGAUUGGUUCGUGUGUCCAGAGAAGACCCUGCUUCAUGAUGCUGAUGCUGGUCAUCUGAGCUUCGUGGAGGAGGUGUUUGAGAACCAGACCCGGCUCCCUGGAGGCCAGUGGAUCUACAUGAGUGACAACUACACUGAUGUUAAUGGGGAGAAGGUGCUUCCUAAGGAUGACAUCGAGUGUCCAGUGGGCUGGAAGUGGGAAGAUGAAGAAUGGUCCACAGACCUCAAUCGGGCCGUUGAUGAGCAAGGCUGGGAGUACAGCAUCACUAUUCCCCCGGACCGGAAGCCAAGGCACUGGGUCCCUGCUGAGAAGAUGUACUAUACACACCGACGGAGGCGCUGGGUCCGCCUGCGCAGGAGGGACCUCAGCCAGAUGGAAGCUUUGAAGAGACACAGGCAGGCAGAGGCAGAGGGCGAGGGCUGGGAGUACGCCUCUCUCUUUGGCUGGAAGUUUCACCUGGAGUACCGCAAGACUGACGCCUUUCGCCGCCGCCGUUGGCGCCGUCGCAUGGAGCCCCUGGAGAAGACAGGGCCUGCUGCUGUGUUUGCCCUCGAGGGAGCCCUGGGUGGUGUGGUGGAUGACAGGAGCGAAGAUUCCAUGUCUGUGUCUACCCUGAGCUUCGGUGUAAACAGACCCACAAUCUCCUGCAUCUUUGAUUAUGGGAACCGAUACCAUUUGCGUUGCUACAUGUACCAGGCCCGGGACCUGCCUGCGAUGGACAAGGACUCAUUCUCUGAUCCCUAUGCAAUUGUCUCCUUCUUACACCAGAGCCAGAAGACAGUGGUGGUGAAGAAUACUCUGAAUCCCACCUGGGAUCAGACACUGAUUUUCUAUGAGAUUGAGAUUUUUGGUGAGCCAGCCAGCAUCACAGAGCAGCCACCCAGAAUUGUGGUGGAGCUCUAUGACCAUGACACCUAUGGUGCAGAUGAGUUUAUGGGCCGCUGCAUCUGUCAGCCAAGCCUGGAACGGAUACCCCGGCUGGCCUGGUUCCCACUGAUGAGGGGUAGCCAGCCAGCGGGUGAGCUUCUGGCAUCUUUUGAGCUUAUCCAGAGAGAGAAGCCGGCCAUCCACCAUAUUCCUGGUUUCGAGGUACAAGACACAUCAAGGAUCCUGGAUGAGUCGGAUGACACAGACCUGCCCUAUCCACCACCUCAGAGGGAGGCCAACAUCUACAUGGUUCCCCAGAACAUCAAGCCAGUUCUGCAGCGCACUGCCAUUGAGAUCCUGGCAUGGGGCCUGCGGAAUAUGAAGAGCUACCAGAUGGCCAGUAUUUCAUCCCCCAGCCUUGUAGUGGAGUGUGGGGGGCAGACAGUCCAGUCUUGUGUCAUCAGAAACCUCCGGAAGAACCCCAAUUUUGACAUCUGCACUCUCUUCAUGGAAGUGAUGCUGCCCAGGGAGGAACUCUACUGUCCCCCCAUCGUGGUCAAGGUCAUUGAUAACCGUCAGUUUGGCCGCCGGCCUGUGGUGGGCCAGUGUACUAUCCGCUCCCUGGAGAGUUUCCUAUGUGACCCCUAUUCAGCUGAGAGUCCAUCCCCUCAUGCUGGCCCAGAUGAUGUGAGUUUACUCAGCCCUGGAGAAGACGUGCUCAUUGACAUUGAUGACAAGGAGCCCCUCAUCCCCAUCCAGCUUGCAGAUGGUCUGUCCAGUUUGGCUCCUACUAACAUGGCGUCUUCUCCAGCCAGUCCUCAUGAGGAGGAGUUCAUUGACUGGUGGAGCAAAUUCUUCGCCUCCAUAGGGGAGAGUGAAAAGUGUGGCUCCUACUUGGAGAAAGAUUUUGACACUCUAAAGGUCUAUGACACACAGCUGGAGAAUGUGGAGGCUUUUGAAGGCCUGUCUGAUUUUUGUAAUACCUUCAAGCUUUACCGAGGCAAGACUCAGGAAGAGACAGAAGAUCCGUCUGUCACUGGCGAGUUUAAGGGCCUUUUCAAAAUUUAUCCCCUCCCAGAAGACCCAGCCAUUCCCAUGCCCCCAAGACAGUUCCACCAGCUGGCUGCCCAGGGGCCCCAGGAGUGCUUGGUCCGGAUCUAUAUUGUUCGAGCAUUUGGCCUCCAGCCCAAGGACCCCAAUGGGAAGUGUGACCCUUACAUCAAGAUCUCCAUAGGGAAGAAGUCAGUGAGUGACCAGGAUAACUACAUCCCCUGUACCCUGGAGCCUGUAUUUGGAAAGAUGUUUGAGCUGACCUGCACUCUACCUCUGGAGAAGGACCUGAAGAUCACUCUCUAUGACUACGACCUUCUCUCCAAGGAUGAGAAGAUUGGGGAGACAGUCAUUGAUCUGGAGGACAGGCUGCUGUCUAAGUUUGGGGCUCGUUGUGGACUCCCACAGACCUACUGUGUCUCUGGACCGAACCAGUGGAGGGACCAGCUCCGCCCUUCCCAGCUUCUCCACCUCUUCUGUCAGCAACACAGAGUCAAGGCCCCUGUGUAUCGGACAGAUCGAGUGACAUUUCAGGAUAAAGAGUACACCAUUGAGGAGAUAGAUGCUGGCAGGAUCCCGAAUCCACACCUGGGCCCAGUGGAGGAGCGUCUGGCUCUUCAUGUCCUUCAGCAGCAAGGCCUGGUUCCUGAGCAUGUGGAAUCACGGCCCCUCUACAGCCCGCUACAGCCAGAUAUUGAGCAGGGGAAGCUGCAGAUGUGGAUCGACCUAUUUCCAAAGGCUCUGGGGCGGCCCGGACCUCCCUUCAAUAUCACUCCUCGGAAAGCCAGAAGGUUUUUCCUGCGUUGUAUUGUCUGGAAUACCAAAGAUGUGAUCCUGGAUGAUCUCAGCCUCACUGGGGAGAAGAUGAGUGACAUUUAUGUGAAAGGUUGGAUGGUGGGCUUUGAAGAGCACAAACAGAAGACAGAUGUGCACUAUCGCUCCCUGGGUGGUGAGGGUAACUUCAAUUGGAGGUUUGUGUUCCCCUUCGACUACCUGCCGGCCGAGCAAGUCUGCUCCAUUGCCAAGAAGGAUGCCUUUUGGAGACUGGACAAGACGGAGAGCAAAAUCCCAGCCCGAGUGGUGUUCCAGAUCUGGGACAACGACAAGUUUUCCUUUGAUGAUUUUCUGGGCUCCCUGCAGCUAGAUCUCAACCACAUGCCCAAGCCAGCCAAGACGGCUGAGAAAUGCUCCUUGGAUCAGCUAGAUGACACUUUCCACCCAGAAUGGUUUGUGUCCCUUUUUGAGCAGAAGACGGUGAAGGGCUGGUGGCCCUGUGUAGCAGAAGAGGGAGAAAAGAGGAUCUUGGCGGGAAAGUUGGAAAUGACCUUAGAGAUUGUCGCAGAGAGCGAGCAUGAAGAACGGCCUGCUGGCCAGGGACGGGAUGAACCCAAUAUGAAUCCGAAACUGGAGGAUCCAAGGCGUCCUGAUACCUCCUUCCUAUGGUUCACCUCCCCAUACAAGACAAUGAAGUUCAUCCUGUGGCGACGCUUCCGGUGUGCCAUCAUCCUCUUCAUCAUCCUCUUCAUCCUACUGCUGUUCCUGGGCAUCUUCGUUUAUGCCUUUCCGAACUAUGCUGCCAUGAAGCUGGUGAAACCCUUCAGCUGAGGACCUCCCUGCGCUGGACACGGGGGCGCCGGCUGCCCUCUGGCCUCAGGACUGGCCUGCUCCUCCUUCCACUUAGCCACUUACUUCAGACCUGAGGGUCCUGCCAGGCAGGUGGAUGGAGGGACUCACACAGACUCCAAGAGGUGCUGCCUUGGAGUUUCACUUUCAUCAUCUCCUUCCCCCAACUCUUCUUUUGUGUCAGCUUGUAUGUAUUUCCGUAUAAAGCAUCCUGAACCAGA